This is a messenger RNA of Neltuma alba, 2285 nucleotides long. Its product is annotated as tryptophan--tRNA ligase, chloroplastic/mitochondrial. Gene Ontology annotation, molecular function: ATP binding; tryptophan-tRNA ligase activity. Bases 719 to 1960 code for a protein of 413 amino acids. Gene Ontology annotation, cellular component: chloroplast; mitochondrion. NCBI's taxonomy places the organism in Eukaryota, Viridiplantae, Streptophyta, Magnoliopsida, Fabales, Fabaceae. Gene Ontology annotation, biological process: tryptophanyl-tRNA aminoacylation. The transcript has 15 exons. The record is from RefSeq and is a predicted model, not a curated record.
CCGAUAAAACUAAGCAGGAGACCGACAUGGAUCCCCUCCCGUGACUUUCUUAUAAUCAUUGAAUUGAAAUGCUUUUUUCCCUAAGCUAAUCGGCUCGGGUGUUUAGUUUCGUUUCUUUUAAGUAACUUUACGCAUGAUUUUUUGAAGGGUACCUUACAGAUUCCGAAAUUGCAAUUCCACUUUUGAAGCUCGAAGUGCAAUUCCCCAUGAUCAAACACGAUCUUUAUUUGGGGAUGGCAGAAGGCAUCGAAGAAGAUGGAGAGGACCGUGAAGGAGGGGUUGGAUUUAGAAUUGGAAGAUGGAACAAAAAUGGAGGGGGUUGAUUCGGAACUGAAAGCUAUCGUACAUGGGGAACGCACACCGAGAAGGAGAGAGCUGGGGUUGGAUCUAAAACGCUGUUGGAGAGCUAACAAGGGAAAGCUUUAAUAUCCAUAGAGAACGCAAGUGGAGAAGGAAAGAGGUGAGACAGAAUUUAGAUUUAGCACACUGAUGGAAACGUAGUGGAGAAAGAGGGCAUGUUGGAAGUUAGCGUCUGAGCAAGGAAAAGCUUUAAAAACCCCUGAUGUUUUUGUGCUUUGACCGGUUGGAAUAAAUCAUACACCACUCUCCUCCUGACCAUCAGAUAGAUCUUACGGAUAUGAUUAACCCACUUCCCAGCCAUUGCAUAAAAGUCUCGGGAGGGGGUCAGAAGCCGGCAGAAGACAGCCGUUGAAGUAAGAUGGGUCGCGCGGUUCUUUCUCAAAUCUUGAUUCUCUCAUCUUCAUCUCCGCACCUCGCUCCUUCACUGUCGUGUGUUGGGCCAAGGUUCUUGACGGCACCUGCCACCAACCUUCUUCGUUCUCGCCGUCCACUUAUCUUCAGUGGAGCGUGCGUCCGCUGUUGUUCUAGCAUUGCGUCUACUCCCGAGACUUCUCCGACCUCUGCAAAGAAACGGGUAGUGUCAGGAGUUCAACCUACAGGAUCUAUCCACCUUGGGAAUUAUCUUGGGGCCAUAAAGAAUUGGAUUGGACUUCAGAAUACAUAUGAUACACUUUACUUCAUCGUCGACCUGCAUGCGAUCACAUUACCAUAUGACACCCAGCAAUUAUCUAGGACAACAAGAGAAACAGCGGCCAUUUAUUUGGCAUGUGGCGUUGAUACUUCAAAGGCAUCUGUAUUUGUACAAUCCCAUGUCCGUGAACAUGUAGAGUUGAUGUGGCUGCUAAGUUCUGCCACACCAAUUGGUUGGUUGUACAGAAUGAUUCAGUUUAAAGAGAAAUCCCGCAAGGAGGGAGAUGAAAAUGUUGGGGUCGCUCUUUUGACAUACCCUGUUCUAAUGGCCGCUGAUAUUCUCCUAUAUCAGUCAGACUUUGUCCCAGUUGGUGAAGAUCAAAAGCAGCAUUUGGAAUUGACCCGUGAAUUAGCUGAACGUGUCAAUUAUUUAUAUGGAGGAAGGAAGUGGAAGAAGUUAGGCGGCCGAGGUGGUGCCAUAUUUAAGGUUCCAGAGCCGCUUAUACCUCCAACUGGAGCCCGAGUUAUGUCACUAACUGAUGGUCUUUCCAAGAUGUCAAAGUCUGCAGCUUCUGAUCAAUCCAGAAUCAGUCUUCUUGACCCAAAAGAUCUGAUAGCAAACAAGAUAAAACGUUGCAAAACUGAUGCGUUCACUGGCUUAGAAUUUGACAAUCCUGAAAGACCCGAAUGUAACAAUCUUCUUUCCAUAUACCAGCUCAUUACAGACAAGACAAAAGAGGAAGUUCUGCAAGAAUGUCAAAAUAUGAACUGGGGCACAUUCAAAGCUCUUUUAACAGAUGCCCUGAUUGAUCAUCUGCAUCCCAUUCAGGUUCGCUAUGAGGAAAUCAUGUCCGAUUCUGGUUAUUUAGAUCAAAUCUUAGCAGAAGGUGCUAGAAAAGCUUCUCAUAUAGCAGAUGCUACACUCCAAAACGUUUACCAGGCAAUGGGAUUCUUGAGAAAACAAUCAUAGUCGAUGCUCGGGAAUAAUUGAAAAGAUGAAUGAGACAGCAACUUAAAGCUAACUUUUGGACGAUUUAUCGCCGUCCACCACUGGGUUUUGGAUUACAGCUUUUUGACUACUGGAAACACUAUUUGAUGUCCAGGUCCCAGAGGUUCUUGAUGCAAAGUUCUAUACACCAGACAGGUUAAUUUUCAUAUUCUGUGUUCUCGAUGUAUUUAGUUGUCAACUUCAUAUUUUUUGAACUUUUCCAUCAUUACUUGUGAGCUGUAAUUUAAAUCUUAUGGUUAAUAAUUGGGUCCUCAUUGGUAAUAAUCUUUGUGGAUCUUAGUGAAUA